Molecule: messenger RNA, 1978 nt
Organism: Triticum aestivum (bread wheat)
Lineage: Eukaryota; Viridiplantae; Streptophyta; Magnoliopsida; Poales; Poaceae
Product: F-box/LRR-repeat protein At3g26922-like
Exons: 5
Coding region: 31-1665 (544 amino acids)
Molecular function (GO): protein binding
Source: RefSeq, a predicted model, not a curated record
UCUAUCUCUAACAUCGGCAAGCCGGCCUCGAUGUCAUCGAUCGUCGGCGCCGGCGCCGGCACGGCCUCGUCGGACGAUUGCACCGCAGAAAGGCUGUUAGACCUUCGCCCUCGUCCCCAUCUCAGCCAUCCAGCCAUGCAGAUGCAGGAUCCGCCGCCGCCAGGGGAAACCCAAGACCAUGUCUGCAAACAAAACGGGUCACUCUGCCAACAAGAUGAUGGUUCUGAAGAUGGCCAAGUUAUACCAGACCUUCCAGAGGAUAUCCGUCGACAUAUUCAUGCCCUAUUACCACUGCGGGAUGCUGCCCGUGCAGCUUGUGCAUCACACUCAUUUCUGAGAUCAUGGAGAUGCCAUCCCAACCUUAUCUUAAGUCACAAAGCACUAGGUUUGGAUGGAGAUCUCAUCAGCAAAGUUGACAAUAUUCUUAAAAAUCACUCCGGCAUUGGCAUGAAGAAAUUACGGCUUGAACUUUAUGGUAACAAGGUCGAUUCCUUUUAUGUUGAUAGGUGGAUUCAUAUUGCUGUUACAGCACGAGUUGAAGAACUCGCCAUUAUUAUGCCGCAUAUUCCUGGGGAAGAAGAAUACAAUUUCCCAUGCUCACUUUUAUUUAAUGGGGGUGAAAACUCAAUUCGGUAUCUUUACAUUGCCAUGUGUGCCUUUCGUCCCACGGCUGGGCUUGGUUGCUGGAAAAAAUUGACAAGGUUAUUACUAAGUAAUGUAUGGAUUGCUGAUGAUGAGCUAGAGGGCCUUCUUUCCAAUUGUACUGCAAUUCAACAUUUGGAACUCAAGAAUUGCAGUGAGAUAGUUUGCCUGAAGAUACCUUUGCUGGAGUGCCUUACGUUCCUGAGAGUGUCUCUAUGCAUAAAUCUGCAAUUUAUACAGAGUGAUGCUCCAAACCUCUCCACCUUUUGUCUGUUUGGUGGCUUAGUAUCGAUUCUAUUUGGAAGUGAUGUAAAGAAUAUAGAAGUGUCGUGCUUAAAAUUCGGCCCGCCCAACAUUGUCCGGUUUGCUCGGACCGAGCUUCUGUCUGGUGCGCCAGAUGUUGAAAGACUUGUCAUAACCUCGCCUAAUGAGAUGGAAAGUACACCAAUGCUAUCUAGCAAAUUCCUCCACCUCAAGUACUUGCAUAUUUCUCUAAUUGCAAAUGAAGCUAUUUCACCAGCUUAUGAUUACCUUUCUCUGGUUUCUUUUAUUGAAGCUUCUCCUUGCCUGGAGACUUUCAUCUUUGAGGUACAGCAGCCUGACAUGAAGCAUGAUUCUGUUAUCGGGGAUUCCUCGCCUCUGAGACGGCUACCACAAUACAGGCACAACAACCUAAAGAGUGUGACGAUCAUCGGCUUCUGCUCGGCGAAGAGCUUGGUCGAGUUGGCAUGCCACAUUAUUGAGAAAGCGACAUCACUCGAGCGCCUCACUUUGGACACCUCCCAUGGCUGUCGGAGUCCUGGCAGGCGUAGCGUCGAUAAACCUGACAGAUGGUACUAUACAGUGAGUGGUAGCCUCACGGCGGCCCCACCUGACAGGUGCCUCCCUAUGUGGGGUCGUGGCAUUGAGGAGUCUCACAGGGCGCGUUUCGCAAUCAGAAAACACAUUGAGUGGAAAGUUCCCUUCGGAGUCGUGUUUGAAAUCAUCGAGCCCUGCAGCCGGUGCUUGAUGCCGAACUUUUAGAUGCCCAAGUAGCAUCAUGCCCAACGGUGCUGUUUAUGAUGCUUUAUUUCCAAACUAUCACUAUCAGGUCUGCAAACGAUGGUCGUGUGAGAUUUCUUAGGCCGUACUCUGUUUCGUAAACUAUCAGAGGUGCCUCAUGUUUAAUUAUGUAAAACUGUUGUACUAGUAGUGAUUCCUGCAGACAUAUGAAGUCAGGGAAAUGACUUUGCUGCGUUUUUCAUUGCUGUUUUCAGAGAUAUCAGAGGCCAGCGUGCUCUACUCAUGGAUGUUUUCCAGAUUGUUAUGUGUACUUUUGUACUCUAAGAAUGCGGCG